This is a messenger RNA of Eleginops maclovinus (Patagonian blennie), 4040 nucleotides long. Its product is annotated as hormonally up-regulated neu tumor-associated kinase homolog. The transcript has 11 exons. Gene Ontology annotation, cellular component: cytoplasm. NCBI's taxonomy places the organism in Eukaryota, Metazoa, Chordata, Actinopteri, Perciformes, Eleginopidae. Bases 247 to 2571 code for a protein of 774 amino acids. Gene Ontology annotation, molecular function: protein serine/threonine kinase activity; ATP binding. Gene Ontology annotation, biological process: protein phosphorylation; intracellular signal transduction. The record is from RefSeq and is a predicted model, not a curated record.
AGGAAGAGACAAGUCUUCAUCAGACAGUUGGACUGAAGGAUAUACUAACCAGAGAGUGGAAGGACAGAAAACCUGCGUCCGAGGACAGGCACCUGCUUCUGACGAGGGAUUAUUUUAGCAGUGCUAUCUCUUCUUCAAUCAACCAGUGUGUGUGUUAGUAUGUGUAUUCUUUGUGGGCCAUCCUGUUUUUGGAUUUGAACGUGUUUGCUUGAGAGGGGGCCACAUGGGGUCCUGGCCCUGUACGGGAUGCCAGCUGCAGCGUUAAAGCCCACCCCGGAGGACAUGGUGGCAGAAGGAGGGGGCGAAGCGUCCCAGUGGGAAGUCUCGGGGCCGGGCUGGGAGCGGCUGCCCUCCCUGAAGGUCCCGAGGGAGCUGCUGCGGAGCUUCCCCCACUCCAAACGGGUGGGAUCCUACCUGGUGGGGAAAAUGAUCAACAAGGGGUCAUUUGCCAAAGUGAUGGAGGGGCUUCACAUCGGCACGGGGGAAAAGGUGGCCAUUAAGGUGAUCGACAAGAAGAAAGCGCGGCAGGACUCGUACGUGCUGAAGAACAUGAAGAGAGAACCUCGGAUCCAUCAGAUGGUCCGACAUCCUCACAUCGUAGUCCUGCUGGAGACCCUGGAGACGGAGAACAGCUACUACAUGGCCAUGGAGCUGUGUGCUGGAGGAGACCUGAUGGACAGGAUCUGUGAGCGGAAGCGGCUGGAGGAGAGGGAGGUGCGGCGCUACACCCGUCAGAUCCUCUCUGCAGUGGAUCACCUGCACAAACACGGCGUCGUACACAGAGAUUUAAAGAUUGAAAACUUCCUGCUGGACGAACAUAACAACAUAAAGAUCGUUGACUUUGGCCUGAGUAAUUCUCUGAAGGCUGAAUCCCUUUCUCUGGAGCUCCUCAACACGCAGUGUGGAAGUCCUGCCUAUGCGGCCCCUGAACUUCUGGCUCACAGGAAGUAUGGACCCAAAGUGGACGUCUGGUCCGUUGGUGUGAGUAUGUUUGCCAUGCUGACCGGGACUCUGCCCUUCACUGUGGAGCCUUUCAACAUCAAGCAGCUGCACCAGAAGAUGGUCAACGGAGAGAUCAGCAGCAUCCCCAGUGACGUCAGCAAAGGUGCGGUGGCGUUUGUGUUGUCUCUCCUCGAGCCAGACCCAGCGAAGAGACCAAGUAUCAGAGCUGCGAUGGAGGAGAGAUGGAUCAACGAGGGAUACGCGAAGAAACCACUACACACACUCACUCAUAAAAACAGGUUGGGUCCAGAGGAUCUUAACUCCUCUGUGCUGGGAUACAUGACGGACACGCUGGGCUACUCCCUCUCCGAAAUCAUACACACACUCACCAUCAACAGACCCUCCGCCAUCAUGGCCUCCUACCACCUGCUGCUCAGCAAGCUCAGCAGGAGCCAGAAGGGAACAAAGGCCAGCAAGAAACUUGAAAACAAUGACUGGAGUCUUCCCAGCAAGAACACAUGGAGAGAGAGGCAUAACGCUGACUCAAAGACUCAGAAUGAACAGACCCAUGAGAAAAGCUCAAAGCAGUCCAGCCGGCCUUUGAAAGCCCAACAGACGACAGAGUAUCAGAUGAGCAGGAAGAGGCCAGAGGACCUGCAUAGAAAGGACCGCCGAGAGGACACAGAAAACCGUCCCCCUUCCCCAUCCCUACCCCAGCUUCCUCACUCUAUCUCCCCCCCCUCAAUACCCCUUCGCCUUCCCUCCCCUGCCCCCCUGUGCACAGAGGACGGGACCACCGAUGAGGAUAUCGCUAUCAGUUUAGACACGAGAGAGAUGCUGUUUCCUGAAGUGUCUGUGUUCGGGGACAGGGAACUCGUCCAUCUUUCUCCUCCUAAAACCUCUGCAUCGCAACUCUGUGAAUCCGCCCCUUGCCAAGUCCCUUUACUGGCUGAGCCAAUCAGAGAUGGCAGCACAUCGAGGCCGAUUCGACACACACACCUGCUCAGGACAACUCAAUCGGACGGGGCGGCAGACCCUGGGUCAGACUGCUUCCACGACAAUCGCCACCAGGACGACCACUCCCAUCACCUGAGCAUCAGCGAGCGUCUGGAGAAGCUGCAGACAUUUUAUUCCACAGACAAGAACGGCAUCUCUCCCAGGAUGCUCCUGGAGGCGGACGCACGCACCACAAAGACAGACAAUGACCAACUGGGUACCAUGGAGACGACAUCCAUGUCUACAUCGGCCCACCUGCCCCGCCUGCGCAACGUUGGGCUGAAAGAUGGACGAGGCAGAAAGAUGACAUGGGUAGGGUUGACCCGCCCCGGACCCCCAGGACUCCUGGUGAACGGGUCCAAACCUCCCGCCUUCCCCUCACAGAGACAACAUACUUUGGUUAUUAAGAGCCUCAGGCAGGACAGGGGCAAGAGAAAAGAUCUGUCAGCAGCAGCAGGAGGCGCAGGGGACAGAGGGCCGGCAGUAGGAGGGCUGAACGGAGCCAAGAGGAACUCAGUUCAGUUACGAUCCUCUCUCCAGCGGCGGGUGGCAGACCUGAACCUGCCACUGCUUCCUGCUGCUCUUCAGGGGAAGACGGAUAGGAAGAACCAGCUGAACAGCAUGGACUACUGAGACAGACAUGUGAUAGGAAGGCAGUGAUAGUGGCCAGAAAGAAGAGAAGAUAGUCCUGAGGUUAGUGACACAUUUAGAAAACAGAUUAGAAAUGCUGGCCUGUGUCGAAAUAGUAGCAACAUAAAGAUGAAGGAAAGAAAAGAUGGGUAGAGGUAGGGUAGCAGGAAUAGACACUGGUGUAAACGGCAGCUACAAAGAUAUGAUAAAGCUGAAUUCUUCACUGUUCCAUUCAUGCCUUGCUCACUAACAGAACUCCCCACCAAACAUACCACAUACAGUAUGAGUAUUUUAUACGCUGCAGUGCCAAAAUAUUCCACUUUCACUUUUAAUUAAUAUAACCUUUGUUUAAAAGGCUUUGGUCUAGCCUUUUGGUCUAAACUAUUUCAUGUUCAAUGUAAACAUAUGGAUCUAUUUGUAUUACUGUUCAUAAACCCAUUUUUGUACUGACAUUGAAAGUCAAAGUAAAAAAAGUGUCAAUUCUAAUGUAACCUUUUAUAUGUUUUCAUUGCAGGUUUUUUUCAAAGUUCCUGCAAGUUGAAAAUAGGGGUUUGUUUACUUUCUCUACCUAAUGUGCUCAACUGGGAUAUCAACUUCCUCACUAUAUGACCAAACAUUGGAUAUUUGAAGGAUCACCAGACUACAAAUGUUCAUUUAAGGCUCCAUUACCUCAAACAAUGCAUAUUAAUCAACAGUUUGUGUUGAGUGUGAGUGCAAGCUAACAUUCAACUGCAGUGAUUUGUUCAUAUGUUCUUUCACGAAUGACAUAACUAGAACAAACUGCCAGGACGCCACUCAAAGAGCACAGACCUCCACCAGGACCGUUUCCAUGAGUGAAAAACAAUGUGUGUGUCCUCUCCCUGAUUCAAAUCUGCUCAAACAUUCAAAGGUUUCUUCUUUGGCCAAUGCUUUACCCUUCCAACAAGUUAAUGAAAAUCAGACCAAUAAGCCGAAAGAAAGCAAACAUUCUCAGCGAGUCCUGUCUGACUAACUAAUCAUAGCAUCUAUAAUGUAUUAAUGUCUUUGUGGUCAGGGAAAUUCAUUGGCAGCUUUUUAAAAAUGAGACAGCCGGCGAGCUGAUCAUGGAUCAAAUACUUUGAUUCAGAGGAAUGUAAAACAUUUCUAAUGUUCCUGAGUAGAUAGAACUAAUCAGGAUUUUAUUAGUAUUACCAAAUCUCUUUUUUUGGAUGACUCGUGUUUUGCGGUGUGGACAAGAACCAAAAUGGCUUUUGUCAAAUCAUGGCAGUUCCCUACACUUGGAAAUACAUUUUUAAAUGUUUCAUUAAAUUAUAUUUCUUUUUAAUGACAUUGUUUUUACUUUUUCAGGCCAACUACAGUACAACACAAGUUUGAAGUUCCACCUUUUAGUUUUUGAUGUGAUUUGCCACACCCCUGCUAAGCUGAUUUAAACUUGAACAAUCUUUUCCCCAAAAUCUGUGACAAGUAUCUUGACCCUCACACGCCUUCUGCCU